GCGCUUCUGGCGCUUUGGGCGGUAAGCAUUAGACGAUCUCAGCCCGCUGCCAAGUCCUUCGAUAUACUCCGUGUCCAAUACUAUUCUUUUGAUAACCGCGAGGCACUUGAUUGCCUGCCUUACUUCCAACCAUUGGUUCUCGAUAGCGGUUGGGCCGUGAUGUGGUUGGUUGGUCGUUUGACGUGUGACACGCAUACAAAGGCCGAACAGCGCCUCAUUAUAGGUCUCGCUAAGUCUAAAUACUCCUCUCUCCAUCACUUUCGUUCUUACGGCGACCUUAACAUAGUCACCGCCGCGAUUGAAGCUGACCCUUACCAGCCUGGUGCGCAAUACGAGCCCCGCUUUUCAAAAUAUUCCCAGGAUGACCACGACAGAGGCUUGCAGGGGACUCCGCCGGAUCGUCCCAGUCGACGACGCUCCCGACGACCCGACGAUUGAUAUUAUCGCAAUCCACGGAUUGGGCACCGAGUCGCCGCGGACAUGGGAGUUUAAGAAAAGAAAUGGGGAUGGGGUUGUGAACUGGCUGUCGGACGCCGACAUGCUGCCGGCAGCCCUACCAAAGGCCUGCAUAUAUACGUACGACUGGAAUGCAAACUACUUCGCAAAUGCACCCGUGCAGACGCUGCUCGGCCAUGCCGAUACGCUACUCGGUCUUAUCGCCGAAGGCCGUGGUUCGCAAACGCGACCGAUUAUCUUCGUCGCCUCUUGUUUUGGAGGGCUUAUUCUGGCCGAGGUGAUUAACCGAGCUGCCCAGGAAGGCAGCGCCUAUAGACAUAUCCUGAUUUCCACUGUCGGCAUCGUGUUUCUCGCCACUCCAUUCCACGGUAGUGAUGCUGCGAAGCAGGCUCAGUGGCAGGUGCUGGUUGCCGGCAUUAUGGGAAAGCAGGCCUCUGACCAACUCAUAAAAGACCUUGAGCAGAAACACGACUUCGUCCGCCAGCGCGUUCAGAAGUUCGCCGAGAUCGCUAAUGCUGAGGCAGUGCGACUACCCCUGAAUUGCUUUUUCGAGACCAGGAAGACGAAGAUACUAAAACGCAUUCUACCGUCGGAGUGGGCGAAUCGCCUAUCAAUAGGUAUUACCCGCAAAAUUCUUGUGACGGAGUCUUCGGCCUGCCUGCAUGGUUUCCCUCGCCGAGGCCUGGAUGCGACCCAUUCAGGGAUGAAUAAAUUUAAGGGUCCAGAAUGCCCCAACUUCAAACUAGUUAAAGAUGCGGUCCAGCAAUUCGCGGGAAACGCAUCGGAUGUUUUGAAACGGCGGGAGAACUCUAUCGUGAAGGGACACUGGAUCGUCCGGUUCGGACGUAAUAAGGAAUUCGUCGGGCGUGAAUCAAUUCUCGAAGAUCUUCUAAAGAGGGUUCUUCCUAGUGGAGACGAAGAUGACUGCCAACGGACCGCCAUCGAAGGUCUGGGGGGGGUUGGAAAGACGCAGAUCGCGCUGGAGACCGCUUAUCGCAUUCGCGACGUGCAGCCGGAAUGCUCGGUCUUUUGGGUUCCCGCUGUGGAUGCCACCGCUUUCGAGAAUGCAUACCGCGCUAUCGGCCAGCAGCUUAAGGUACCGGGAAUCGACGAAGAAAAAGCAGAUGUCAAGGCACUUAUUAAGUCCGUAUUGGGCCGCGAGAGUAUGGGUAACUGGCUUUUGAUCAUCGACAACGCCGACGAUGAAAAGCUACUCUUUGGGGAUACCGCCCUUACCGACUAUCUUCCAUUCAGCCGGAAAGGAUCUAUUCUUUUCACAACCCGAAACCACAAACUUGGAUUAAGGCUGGUCGAGUCUGAAAAUCAUAUUAUCGCAGUUGAAGAAAUGAGCAAAGACGAGGCCCUUAAGCUAUUAGGGAAAAACCUGAAAGGUUCUCAGAUGAGCGACACAAGAAGCAACAGUGCGUUGCUAGAGUUUCUUACUAACCUCCCUCUGGCAAUACGGCAAGCGUCUGCUUAUAUGGCCAAGGAGCAGAUCUCGACUGCGCGGUACCUCAAGCUAUGCAAGUCCAGUGAUGAGAAUAUGGUUAAGUUGUUAAGUAGUCACUUUGACGACCGACACCGAUAUAAGAACAUUCAAAAUGCUGUCGCCACAACUUGGCUGAUUUCGUUCCAGCAAAUCUCAGAUCACGACGCGCUGGCGGCUGACUGCCUCAGAUUUCUGUGCUUUCUAGCCGGGAAGGAUAUUCCGCACUCCCUGUUGCCGCCGGCGGGGACGCUAGAGACUGUUGAAGCAAUCGGGACCCUGAAGGCGUAUGCAUUUAUCUCCCAACAGAAUGAGUCGGAUAGCUACGAUAUCCAUCGGCUAGUUCAGAUAUCGAUGCUGAGCUGGUUAGAUGGAAAGGGAGAGCGACAGGAAUGGACAGCCAAAGUGUUAGAACGGCUUGACGAUAUAUUCCCUUGGCCUAAACACGAAAACCGAGAAGAGUGGAUAAGGUAUCUUCCUCAUACGCAACAUGCUCUUCAACUACGGAAGAGAACAGAUGACGAGGAAGCGACAACAGGUCUUCUUUCCAAAGUGGGUGAGAGCUUUCGCAGUUUAGGGAAGUAUAAGGAGGCCGAGCAGAUGCAUCGGCAGGCGCUGCAGCUAAGGGAGAAGGUGUUGGGCAAGGAGCAUCCCGACACGCUCAGUAGCAUGAGCAACCUUGCGAGUGUGCUUGAUAGCCAAGGGAAGUAUGAGGAGGCAGAGCAGAUGCAUCGGCAGGAGCUGCAGCUAAGAGAGAAGGUGUCGGAGAUCAGAUGA
Podospora pseudocomata is the source of this 2719-nucleotide messenger RNA. RefSeq lists its product as uncharacterized. The transcript has 6 exons. NCBI's taxonomy places the organism in Eukaryota, Fungi, Ascomycota, Sordariomycetes, Sordariales, Podosporaceae. Gene Ontology annotation, molecular function: protein binding; ADP binding. The coding region runs from base 362 to 2719 and encodes 785 amino acids. The record is from RefSeq and is a predicted model, not a curated record.